Molecule: messenger RNA, 3765 nt
Organism: Dichotomopilus funicola
Lineage: Eukaryota; Fungi; Ascomycota; Sordariomycetes; Sordariales; Chaetomiaceae
Exons: 9
Coding region: 1-3765 (1254 amino acids)
Biological process (GO): proteolysis
Molecular function (GO): serine-type endopeptidase activity; protein binding
Source: RefSeq, a predicted model, not a curated record
AUGGUGGCCAACUUUAUCUCAGAAGACGGGCCCGAGAUAUGGGACAACGGGGAAGACGGUGAUAAAUACCUACACCCAAACGACGGUAGAAAUCACUCUGAGGGGAAUUACGGCGGUCAUGACGACGACGAAUAUGACGAAGAAGAGGACGAGGACGAGUAUGAUGGCCACGGUGACGGCGACAGCGUUAUGGAGCCUUCGCUCGAAGAACUCCAAGACUUCUACGCCCGGGUCAUACACGAUCUCCAUCACGACGCCAACUUUCUACGCACCUUCACAGAAGCCCUGGCCGCCGACGAAGCGGGCGUAGCUGUCCCAAUAACGACAACAACAACUACAACAACUUCGCCACGACCACCACCAGGCUACCACCAAUUCUCCCCCUCAUCCUCUUCCGCCUCCCCUUUCGCGCGUUCCUCUUCCUCCUCCUCCUCCUCCUCCUCAUCAACCACCACCAGACCCCCACCCAUCUACCCCGCAUCCUACAUCUACUGCACUCUCCCAGACCAAAGCAACAUCCUGCACGCCCUCAUCGAUGCCGUCCACCGGCAGCUCGUGCCCGUGCGCUCUGCGGCCCUGUUGACCGCCCAGCUAGUUAACGUCGAAUUCGACUUGGUCAGCGAUAGGGCCGUGGCCCCAAAACAGCACGAACAAUGGACCCCGCGCGGCGGCAAGACCCCGCUAGAGUAUGCGGCGCUAUAUGCGGAUUGUCUGGAUCUGGUGCAGGUCAUGUGCGAGGUAGGAUUGGUCGCGAGGGUGAGUCGGGAGGAGAAGGAGAGGAUAUUGCAAGGGGAACGUGGUGAUGGAGUUGGGCAUGAUGGGGGGGAUAGCGCGGUUGGGUUGGGGGAUGGUGUACAUGGACAUGGUGAUGUCGAAGCAGCCGAGGCAGCAAGAGGUUGGGGGUUGAAGGGUGUGCGGAGUCGACUUCUGGAGGGGUUGUCGCCUUUUAUUGGGGGGACGACGGGGAGGGCAGAGGGCCCCGAUGGAGGUGUGGACGCGGAUGUGGAUAAUGGUGUGAGUUCUGAGGAGAAGACCCUGGAGGAGGGGAUGGAAGGAGAUCCGGAACUGGCCGCGGGGCCAAACCCUUUCUUCGAACUCCCCGACGGGACCUUUCUCUGGCAGCGAAUCUUCUGGACAGACCUCAUCAAGAACAAUGAAGACUCGUGCCUACACAUCGCCAUCCGUGAGGGCAACAACGCCUGCGCCGACUACCUCCUCUCACGCAUUCAACUCACGAACGACACCGACUCGGUCCUCGGCCUGUACGAUCACAACGGCCUCACGGCGCUGCACCUCGCCCUCGACUUCGACAAAUGCCACGACCAGUCCCAGGUCGAAUUCGUGCGCCGCCUGAUCGCCCACUACCCGCCCGCCCUGGCCAUGAACUCGGGCGAGAUGUCGUACGACGGCAUGGCGCAGGCGCCGCCGUUGUCGUCCCCUGCGGUCGGUAGCACCGCCAGUGGUGGUUUCGGUACUUUCGUGUCUUCCGUCCCGGGGCUCGAUCAGAACCAUACACCGCAAAGCCGGAAUAGGGGUUUUGGAGGUGGGAGGCUGUCACGGGAUAGAUCCCAGCUCCUGGAAGCCAGUUCUCCUGCGGCGGCUGCUGCUGCUGCUGCUACUGUUGCUGUUCCACUAAGUGGGGGUGUCCGACGGGGGCCGAAAGUGAGUGCCGCGCCGUACAGGUACUUUCUCGAGUCCCGGGAGAGGGCCUUGUUUACCCAGCGAGCGGAAGCCCGGCCGCAGGCACGCAAACCGAGAGGGCAAGGAGGAGGCAGUAUGAAUUCUGGUAGGAGUGGUAUGAGUGGGAGCGGCGGUGUAGGAGGAGGAGGUGUCCAGCGAGCAAGCCUCUCGAUGGCGGCUGGGCGGGGCUUCGCGUUUGUUCAGACGUCGAUGGUGACGAAGAAUAAGCUGCCCAAGGCGUCAAUGAAGGUGGCCACACAGAUGGCAAACCUGCUCAAACUGUCAUGUAUGCGGCAUUGCGGGCGGGACCGGGCGAAGCUGAAGGAAUUGUUGGAUUUCAAGAAGCAAAUACACCUCGACUUGAACCCCCGCACGAGAGUCACUGCCCGGUUCCUGGAGUACAUGGCUGCCAAGGGACUCGAGCCAUACCUACAGUAUGUGUACAUCCCAAACCUACGGGUUGUUGAUGUGCGGAAUGCCGAGCUGGAGAAGCAGAGUUGCAUCUUCAACUGGCUCAAAAAGACGGUGGGCGUGACCAAAAUCAUCCGUCUUGUGGUUGAGGACGACCCGGCCGACUUCCACAGUGACGAGGUGAUUGAACACUCACUCCGGGAGUUCGACAUUGAGGAGUGGAAAUGGUUUCGCUGGGACAUGUGCAUCGACACCAUCCGCGAGGCGGCGCCCAACGUCCGCGAGUUGCACCUCUACUGGAGCGGUAGCAGGGCCGUGCUGAAGAGCUGGGCGUCCCGGGUGGACGGGUUGCCUGCAUUAGGGCAGCUCGAGAAAAUCUGUAUCCUGCGGUCACAGAGCAAGGAAUCCCGCGUCCGGACCAACCAAAUAUUGGCUGACUUCGAAUCCAAUGUGCGCCGAGCCUGGAUCGAGAACUGGGGCCUGCGGCUUCCUGCUCGGCUGCCGCCCAAGAUCUCGGUCGAGGCAUUUACCGGCCGGGAAGACCUAUCCCGCGGGUUGUCAGAGAAGGAGUUGGAAGAGAAGGGCAAAAAGGACCGCUGGCUCAAAUGCACAGAAAGCUUCGGGAAGCUCCUCCGGAAAUGGCUCAACCACCACCUCUUGGAAGCCGAUGGGGACGGCAAACAGGUGCGCCUGGCCGAGGACAAAGAGAUCCGCGUGGCGGUCAUCGACGACGGCGUCAACAUUGAUUGUGACGACAUUGCCGAAAACGUCGAGGAGGGCGAGACCUUUUGCGACAACGGGGGGCAUUGGCCCGGCUACUACCAGUCGUCGUACGGCCACGGCCACCUGAUGGCGUGUCUGAUCCGGGACCUAUGCCCGCGGGUGAAGCUGUACAUCGCGAAGCUGAAUGAGAUGUGGGUCGAUGGCCGGCCGCGGAUUACCCCCGAGUCGGCCGCCAAGGCCAUCGAAUGGGCGCGCUCCAAGGACGUCGACAUCAUCUCGAUGAGCUGGACGAUCGAACAUGUCGACGAGCCGGCCAAAAGCGAACUCGAGGGCGCCGUCAAUCGCGCCCAUGCCGACGGCAUCCUGCUCGUCAGCGCCUGCGACGACCAGGGCAACAUCUCAGACCACCCUUACCCGGCCAAGAACAACGAAGCCAAGGUGCUCAAGAUCGGAUCGGCGACCACGCUUGGCACCCGCCACAAAGCAACCAACGAGAACCUGUUCGACUACAUCGUGCCUGGGUCCCAAGAUGUCGCCCGGCCGGCCGCUUCUCCUUCUCAUACCACGCAUCAAACUACUAGCCCACUGAGUGCUGCUGCCCCAACCGUCGCCGUAGAACGGCCGCUCUUUGGCUCGUCCAUCGCGACGGCCCGGUGCGCCGGCCUAGCGGCCAUGAUCUUGCAGUGCAUCGCGCUGGUGCAUCACCCAGACGACUGCCACAAGCGCACGGUGCGCACGCUGGAGAACAUGAAGAAGAUGCUGGACCGUAUGGUCGAGCCUGGUGACAGCCAUGCGUACAUUAAGGUGUGGACAGUGUUUGAGCAGGCCAUGAAUAAGCCCGGCAUGGGCGAGGAUCUCGAGGGGAGCAUCAUCAGGAAGGUUGCGGGGGAGUUUGUCAAGAGGCUGGCGUGGGAACAGCCCAAGAUGAUGGAGCCGCGGGUUACGGUGUAG